CGCGCCGCUUCGUCUGACUUUGUUCGUCCACCCGUCUGUCAUGUAAUCGCGGUCGUUUUCUCAUACUAUCAUCCAUCUGAAUACUACUAUCUAAUGUAUACAUAAGCCUUCAAAAGGCCGAACACGACCAUCUGAACCCUGACCAGACGUGCUCCACGGUAAUUAUGGGGCUCGGGAUCCUGGACGACAAACACCUCGAGCAUGUGCCUGGCACGGCCUUUGUGUAUGACAACGACGACGAUCGAAAGCGCAGCAUCGCGCAGGAUGUCGCGCGCCAGACACUAAAGUACGACAAGACGGGCAAGAUCCUGCUUGUCCCGCAGCCGUCGGACGACCCCAAUGAUCCGCUCAACUGGCCGCUCUGGAAGCGCGACGUCAUCAUCGCCAUCCUGAGCCUGCUGAGCGUUAUCGCAGCCACCCUGUCGCCGCUCCUCGCCGCCAACACUGUCUCCCUGGCCAUCCACUUCAAGCGCUCGCUCACCGACAUGGCCCUCGCGACGGGCUACCACCUGCUCGGCGUCGGCAUCGCGGGAUUCCUCUUCGUGCCCAGCGCACGCAUCUGGGGGAAACGCCAUCUGUACAUCCUCGGCACCGUCAUUGUGAUAUUCAGCUGCAUAUGGGGCGGCGCCACGGGGCCGAACUACAAAUCGUUCCUCUGGGCGCGAAUCUUCCAGGGCGUCGGGCUUGCGCCGUUUGAAGCGCUGGUUAAUGCGAGUGUGGGCGAUCUGUACCAUGUGCACGAGAGAGGGCUGCGCAUGGCGCUGAGUAAUCUUGCGCUGUUCGGGGGCGCAUUUCUGACGCCCGUGUUUGUGGGAUUGAUUGCGGAUCGGAUUGGAUACGAGUGGACGUUCUACUUCGUUGCGAUUUUCGCCGCCGCAUUGCUGCCCCUGGUCGUCUUCUUCUGCCCGGAGACGGCGUACAAACGCGAUGCGCGCUUCGACAUCGACACCAUGGGGAACCUGAUCGUGCAGCCGGGCCAGGAGCUCGAGGACUAUGGCAGCAACAGCAAGACCCACGACUCCGGUCUUGGCUGUCCGCCCCCUUACGACCAAGGCGAGCCAUCAGACAACCUCCAGGAGAAACUCGUCCACCCGCGUCCCCCCACGGCAUCCACAUCUGCGACCCCGCCCAAAGCCACAUUCUGGCAGAGCGUCAAACUCUUCAACGGCCGCAAGACAGACGAGGCGUACCUCUCGCUCCUCUUCCGGCCCUUCCCGCUGUUCCUGCACCCAGGCAUCCUCUGGGCGUGUCUGAUCCAAGGCGUGAUGAUCGGCUUCACGGUGCUCAUCGGAGUAACGCUCGCGGCCAUCUUCCUGGGCCCGCCGCUGUGGUUCGGCGAGCUGGAGACCGGGUACCUGUACACGGGGGCCUUCAUCGGGGCGAUUCUGGGCUUCGCACUGACAGGGCUGGUGUCGGAUCCGAGCGCGAAGCUGAUGACGCGGUGGAACAGCGGCGUGUACGAGCCCGAGUUCCGCAUGCUGCUCGUCGUGCCGCAGCUCGUUCUGGGCGGCGCGGGGCUGUACGGGUUUGGGUGGACGACCAGCGAGCCCCGCGUCUAUGGCUGGCUGUGGCCUGAUUUCUUCUUCGCCAUGGUGGUCAUGGGCAUGGUCUGUGGCGCGGUCGCGAGUGCAUUGUAUAUUGUGGAUGCGCAUCGCGACAUGUCGAUCGAAGGCUUCACGUGCCUGCUGGUGUUCAAGAACAUCUUCUCGUUCGGGCUGACGUUCAAGGGCUUCGACUGGCUCGUCGAGUCGGGCGACACGAAGCACAUGUUCGUUGCGCUGGGCAGCGUGCAGGUUGCCAUUUGCGCGCUGACGAUUCCCAUGUAUGUGUUUGGCAAGAGGAGCAGGAGUUUCUUCCACCGCCACAACGUCUUCUUCAAGGCGACGGAUUGGAUCGCAGAUGGCACCAUGGGCUUGUUUGCGCGCGGGAGCCAGGCUCGGGGAUGAUGGGUACGUGUGGGGCAGCUGUGAGCCGUCGGCGGUCCAGCAUUGAUGUAAUCAUUCGAAACAUGUCCAGUCGUUGCUAUGAAUCGAUGUGCUACGAAUCGAUGUGCUAUAUCGAUAUAUGAUGUCGAAUAUGACAUCGAACGUGACAUCGAACAUGAC
Molecule: messenger RNA, 2105 nt
Organism: Didymella exigua CBS 183.55
Lineage: Eukaryota; Fungi; Ascomycota; Dothideomycetes; Pleosporales; Didymellaceae
Product: MFS general substrate transporter
Exons: 4
Coding region: 165-1946 (593 amino acids)
Biological process (GO): transmembrane transport
Molecular function (GO): transmembrane transporter activity
Source: RefSeq, a predicted model, not a curated record